CUUACCAUUGAAGAAAUCCCAAUCAAAAUACUCUACAACUAGGGUUCCUUUGACGGGUUCCUUUUUCCGAAACUUUUGCUUUUAUUAUUGCGGAGAAUAUCAUUUGCAAUCCUCUUCAAUCUUCAUGUCUGCGCUUUCAUAACAUAUGGUAUCAGGCAGAUAGAGGAAUCUUGAUCGAUAAUUGGUGGAGAUGACGAGUAGUCAGGCAGGUUCUUCACGAAGGAGUAUGGUUUUAACAGCUUCAUCAAGGAAGAAAGCUUCUGAAAAUGGAGCCACUGAUCCUAGCCGAAGAUCUAUUACUUCUUCUCGUUCCAUGGGGCUAACGGGAGAACGCACCGUGAAGCGAUUACGUCUCUCGAAAGCCUUGACAGUACCUGAUUCCACAACUGUUAAUGAGGCCUGUCGUCGGAUGGCUCUUCGGAAAGUGGAUGCUCUUCUGCUUACAGACUCGAAUGCAUUACUCUGUGGCAUAUUGACCGACAAGGAUAUCGCAACAAGAGUUGUUGCUCGGGAGCUUGAUCUUGAGAAGACUCCUGUCUCGGCAGUGAUGACAAGAAAUCCAGUUUUUGUGAUUUCGGAUACUCUUGCUGUGGAAGCUUUGCAAAAAAUGGUGCAAGGAAAAUUCAGACACUUGCCCGUUGUAGAAAAUGGAGAGGUUGUUGCUUUGCUUGACAUAGCAAAAUGUUUAUAUGAUGCAAUUGCCCGAAUGGAACGAGCAGCUGAAAAGGGGAAAGCCAUAGCAGCUGCUGUUGAAGGUGUUGAGAAGCAUUGGGGCACCUCCGCUUCUGGUUCCAAUACAUUCAUUGAAACACUUAGAGAGCGACUCUUCAAGCCUUCUUUAUCUACCAUAAUCUCAGAAAAUUCAAAGCUUGUGACCGUUUCACCAUCUGACACGGUGCUAAUGGCAACAAAAAAGAUGCUUGAGUGUCGUAUUAGCUCGGCUGUUGCAACAGUUGAUAGCAAACCAUGUGGGAUUUUAACCUCAAAGGAUAUAUUGAUGCGAGUUAUAGCAUUGGGUCUUCCUCCUGAUUCAACAUUGGUGGAGAAGGUGAUGACUCCAAAUCCAGAAUGUGCUACCAUUGAUACACCUAUCGUUGAGGCCUUGCAUACCAUGCAUCAUGGAAAGUUUUUACAUCUUCCUGUUGUUGAUAGAGAGGGACUUGUUGUUGCCAUUAUUGAUGUACUUCAAAUCACUCAUGCGGCUAUAGCCUCUGUCGGAAAUACUGCAGGAAUUGAUAAUGAGGCUGCAAGCUCAAUGAUGCAGAAAUUUUGGGAUUCUGCCAUGGCAGUACCUCCUGCAGAUGAUGAUAGCGAAACCAGAAGUGAAGGUUCUUUGAAAUUGGCUUCUGAGGGGACUGUUCCUUAUCCUUCGCCUACACUAAUCAAUACAUUUGCUUUCAAGAUCCAAGAUAGAAGGGGUCGGAUGCAUAGAUUUAUUUGUGAAACUCAUAGUUUGGCAGAUCUAAUAACUGCAAUACUUCAAAGAGUAGGCGGUGAGAUUGAUCGCAACAACCUCCCACAGAUUCUGUACGAAGAUGUAGACAAGGAUAUGGUGAUUCUUGCAUCAGAUAGCGAUCUUGCUGCAGCCGUGGAACACGCAAGAUCGGUUGGUUGGAAGGGAUUAAAAUUGCAUCUAGAUUACUCUGGGAUGCCCAGAAAUCGAAAAGGCUCAUUGGCGGCAGCGGCGGUGGCAGGAGGAGGCGGCGGCGGUGGUGGUUUGGAGCAUGUUCACGCAGAUGCAUGGGCUUCUGCAUACAGUUCUGUUGCAGCUGGAGCUGCUUUAGUUGCUGGUUUAGGUGUAUUAGCCUUCUUGAGAAGAGGUGGCUAAUUAUUGUUUGUUUCGUUUUUUCCCCAGAAAAUCUUUCGAGGAUUACGAAUGUCGUUACGAACCUUUUGAUACGUAGACUACGAAGAUUGAUAAUGUUGAAAAUUUGGUCGGUCAGUGAAAACAAGAAAAAAAUUCUUACUUUGA
Messenger RNA from Cynara cardunculus var. scolymus (artichoke), 1972 nucleotides. Its product is annotated as CBS domain-containing protein CBSCBSPB5-like. The transcript has 15 exons. Gene Ontology annotation, molecular function: protein binding. The record is from RefSeq and is a predicted model, not a curated record. NCBI's taxonomy places the organism in Eukaryota, Viridiplantae, Streptophyta, Magnoliopsida, Asterales, Asteraceae. Bases 191 to 1828 code for a protein of 545 amino acids.